Dalotia coriaria is the source of this 3486-nucleotide messenger RNA. RefSeq lists its product as uncharacterized. Bases 107 to 3415 code for a protein of 1102 amino acids. The transcript has 6 exons. NCBI's taxonomy places the organism in Eukaryota, Metazoa, Arthropoda, Insecta, Coleoptera, Staphylinidae. The record is from RefSeq and is a predicted model, not a curated record.
ACGUUUAGUCUGUGCUCACCGGGUAAACAAUCACAAAUAUUGGUAGUAAAAUGCGCACAUGUCCACAGAUAAUUAGUGUUUAAACAAUAAUAAACAAGAGUUUCCAAUGGAGGAGAUACUGAAGGAUUACCUGCAUGUUCAAGACCUGGUCAAAAACAAUGAUCAACUCUCCAAUUUGAUUGAAAACCUUUUUGAAGAGAGUUCCAGUGCAGUUGUUAUGCUAGAAGACAUCACAAAACAUCUACCAUAUCCAACAUUUUUAGUUCAUACCUGGAGGAAUGUAAACAACAACUUGGAAUCUCACUCAACACACUCCAAAGUUUUGGACAACAUGGAAAUUAAUGACAAGUGUUUUUAUGGUUGCUUGUAUGCAACAAUGAUGAUGGAGGAUGAGAGGAUGCCUGAAGAUUCACCUGUGUUAAUUUCUCUAAUCACUUGUCUCAGAGUUGGCAUGCUAAGAGGUAGUGAAGAAUUCACUAAAGCAGAAUGUCUUAAAGUACUUUUGGUUGGUCUAAAAAGAAUCCACACUCGAGAUUUAGUUGGAUGGCAUGUGAGUUCAGAGUUAAUGUAUGAUUGCUUGCUAGCAAUCAAAAUCAUGACCAUGGAUGCUACUUUGAUUAAUAGUUUCAUCAACAUGUUGAUGAUUUAUGCAGGCAAACAUUUUAAUAUGGUUAAUAAUUUAUCAUUAGCAGAUAAUAAAAGUCCAUGUGGAUUGCUUGCAUUUGCUUGUUUAGCAAAUUUGUUUGUGAAGAACUGUGAGGAUAAGCAAACAAUAAUGGAAACAAUGUUGGAAAAUAUUGAGCACAUCAUGGAGGACAACUCUGGCCUGAAUGCAUUCCAAGUUAGUGUGAAACAAUCCAACUUCAGGGUGAUGAUUAGACAGGUUGGUAGUGCACUUACUAGCUACACAGAUCACAUUCUUUUUGCAAUGCUUCGCGUAGCAGAGCGUCAUCCAAAGUCAAAAUCUCUGCUGUUUAUCAUCAAUCAACUGCCAUAUGCUUUGUUUUACCAAUUUGCGAAUGUCGUCGUUAAGCUAAGCACACGAACUUACUACCAACAAAUGCAAAUGUUCAGUUUCAAUAUGCUUGAAAGUCCUUACAUCACCGAAGAAGAUGAGCAAUCGACGAGUUUGGAUCGUCUCUAUCAACAAAUAUCCGAAUCGAUUGUGUGGCCGCUUCAGAAGUUUGAACAUCAACCAGUUCUGGAAACCAUUAAACUUAUAUAUGCAAUGCUACAAAUACAAAAUGAAAUGGUCAGAAGUAUAAUCUUCAGGAUGACGCAAAACUCUCCUAUAAUGAAAGAUCUGAUGACUUAUAUUAAUCAGUUUUGUAAUAAUGACUGGAAACAGGAACACAAAGUGAUGAAUCAGUAUUACAUUUCUGUGUAUUGCCGACUGUUGAUUUUAAAUAAGGAUACUGUUUACAAUCCACAGUUUAGGCAAUUCACGUUGCUUUUAAUGCAAUCAAACCCGCAUGAUUUAUAUACGUGUUUGAAAGAUUUGAAAGCAUUAACUACAUCAGAAACAUUCCAAAUGAAAGAAGUGCAAGUCGUUAUGGUUAAUUCUCUUGCAAGAAUUACAAAAGCGAUGACUCCACAGAGUAUACAUUUUCUACGGUUGUUACAUGAAAUUAUUUUUGGUGAUGUAAGGAUUGGCAACGAUUGUUAUAAUUUACUCACUUUAAAAACUCCACAAUGUGAUUUGGUAUUAAAGAAUAUGGUAAAAAGUAGGCUUAUAACGUUGAGGGACAUCGAGAAUCUAAGUGUGCUAUGUAAACAUUUAAGAGGAUGGCGACUGAUGUCUGAUUUAGCAAUACACAUGGAUUUUGCACUCUCGAAACAUAUUCAAUACUUUACCGAGCAUCUACAUGAGAUGCGGGAGAGAAUAUUAAAAGACUCUACAAUUUUGCACAUAACAAGAUUUUUCACCGAAAUUCUCGAUAGGAAGGGUAGAAGUUGUCCGAAGAACGAAAAAGAAAUGUUGAUGCGUUUCUCAGUGUUCCUCGAGGGCAGUCUUAUUAAUCGUUCGGUGCCAAUCAGCGCUUUACCUUUAGCUUUACUCACGAUACGAAAAUAUCACACAUUUUAUAAUUCGCCAUUGGCUCGUUUACAAGCGAUGAACGCAGAAGUUGAAGAGAAAACGGCUACAGCUUUCAAAGAAAUUCUCCGCGAGCAUGGCAAUUUCAACAAAGUUGCAAUACUCACCAGAGAUAUAAGUUACUUUGGUGAAAUCCAAAUGGUUUUUGGUGACUUACCAUCAUUCAAACCUCAGGAAGACACCAAACUUGCCGUAGAAAACGGCAUAAUGUACCUGCCGAACAUAAAACGAGAAUUUACUCCCUUAGCAUGUGUAAUGUUGAAGUGCAUGACUAAAGUUGCAAUACGACAGGACGACUUACUCGCAAGCUGUGUCAGUUCUUUGACCCAGUUACUCAAAUUCGAACAACCUAAAGUGAAAGAAAUUGCUUUAGAUUGCCUGUACGACAUUGCCUUAUUCCGUACUUCUAGUUAUGAAAUGUUGAUUCCCCAUGUUUAUGACCUAAUGACGACACGCAAUCCAUUAGAUGCGGUGUCUGCUUUAAACAUGUAUGAAAAACUAUUCGCAAAGGAACACACCAUUCCCAACGAUUGGCAAACUUUUGUGAUUGCGCUCGCUAUUGGGAACGAGGAUGUCGUCAAGUUGAUAGAUCCACCUACAAUGGAAUUAUUCAUGGAGAAACUCAACCCUUACUUUGAAACUUAUUUCAUUCAUAUCAUGUUCUAUUGCAAUGAUAUUUGUGAUAAUGAUGAUCACGUUUUACUGCCUGAAUACAGGACGAAGAUCAUGCCUGAGAAAUUAAGUUCUGAACAGAGGCAUCACUUAUAUUGUAAAUUAAUUAAAUAUUUCCGACCGGUGUGUCGCGCGAAAAUUUUGAAUUAUAUUUACAAGCAACUGGCUCAUAAGUAUUUACGUCCGGGUGAACUAGAAUCAAUGUUGGAGGAUAUUCUAGUAGUAACUUAUGAAACCCUAAAAGGUGUAGAUUAUCCGGAAUUGAGUCGUUUUCACUACGAAAAGAGUUUGGCAAUGAUAAAGAAGCUAGAAGCUUACACAUCGAAGAAAAUGGGUAACGGAAGCAAUGCGGAUGAGAUUAUUAUCUCGAUUAUCAUGAAACUUACUAAGUUAUUGUAUAAUUUGGAGGAAAAUUAUCCGCAAUUGACAUUGAAGUUGUUCCAUGUUGUAUUUGCUGUAAUAGACUGGAAUUAUUCAAGUAUUUUUAAUGCGAUUGUGGACGAAGGAAUGAAUGGAAAAGUGCGGAAAAGGAUUAUAAAGUUAUUGCCGAUUUAUGCGAAUUACAGUCAUUUGUUUCAUUUUUGUGAUGUGUUGCCUGGAAUAGGGUUUCAGGCAAAUCCAAUACAAUCUAACUGUAAUCGUAUUUAACCAAAAUAAAGCGGUAAAGAGUAGCUGUUUCAAGAAGCGUUCUGAAACAAUGGUGUGGAAAACGCCCAGUA